Molecule: messenger RNA, 9067 nt
Organism: Brassica napus (rape)
Lineage: Eukaryota; Viridiplantae; Streptophyta; Magnoliopsida; Brassicales; Brassicaceae
Product: high mobility group nucleosome-binding domain-containing protein 5-like
Exons: 3
Coding region: 1198-2346 (382 amino acids)
Source: RefSeq, a predicted model, not a curated record
GACGAGUUCUACACCAGCAUCGGUAGACAUUCGGCCGGUGUCGCUCUACAGAGCAUCACAAGUAUCGAUCGCCACUUAAAUGUGUUGAUCGAUACUCAUAUCAAUGACAUGUAUACUCGCGAAACCUUGUUAAUAUUGUCCUUAUGAUUUAUUUUCCCACCAAUCUUAGAAUGUAUAACACUGGUCACAGUGUUGUUUAAGUCUCGGGGAGGUUCUACUAAUAUUGUGUUUUAUGAUGAGUCUUAAAAAAAAAUAGAUCCGAGUAGACGAUUCCUCAACACAUCGACCGAUGAGACCAGCUCGAUAUCGAUCAACAACACUUCAGAUCCAACGAUCGAUUGUCUCUUCAUUGUGUUGAAUGAUUGCUCUAGCCAUCGACCAAUGAGACCAUGUCGCUAUCAUUCGACAGCACUUCAACAACAUUGAUCGAUUGUCACUUCAUUGUGUCGAUCGACACUGAGCAGGUCAUCUUUCUUACUUCUUAAAUUAUGUACUUAUGAUUAUUUCUCACCACAACUCCGACUAGAUAUACACUGGCACUACAGGAAAUGUGGGUAUUAAUAGCGUCGUAGCAUAGCGUUUUUUGCUUCUUUGCUAUUGUAUAUAAACACGGGCCUUUAUAAUAGCGUUUUUGAAAUUUAUAAGCUAUCUUUGUAGUCGCGGGAAAAUAAAAUAAUUCAGCCGCGUUAAUUUGGUAAGUGGAGGCGCCUUACCAUUGCAAAUCAAAAACUAAAUGCUAUCGUAUAUGAAAAAAUAUAUUAAAAAUAACUUAAGUAUUAAUCGAAACCGAGACUUCAUUCUCUUCACUUCACUCUCUUCACAUUCCUCAAAAUCAAAACCGACUCAUCGAAGUUCUUCAGAGUUCUCUCGAGUCGAAGCUUCAAUUGGUAUGAGUUUCGAUUUGAUUCUGAGUUUAGAAUAGAGACUGGUUCUCUCGAGUCGAAUCUCUUUGAUUUUGGGUUUCUCUUUGAUUCAAAUCUCUUUUCACAUGCAUGUCCGCGUUAACACAUGAUUCGAUUUUGAUUGUGGGUUUCGAUUAGGUUUUGAAUAUGAUUGUGGGUUUCGAUUAGGUUUUGAAUAUGAUUGUGGGUUUCAGUUUGAUUUUGAAUAUGAUUGAAGGUUUCGAUUUGAUUUUGGGUUUAGAUUUUUUGAUCGAAUGGCUUGAUUUGAUUUUGGAUUUGUUUAUCAGUUUCAGAAAUGGCAAAGACAAGAGGACAAGUUGGUUCUCGUCGGAGUAAACGUAAUCAAGGCUUGGAGGUAGUAGAUCAAGAGGACAAGGCACCGCAACUAAAAGUGAAGAAAAGAACAGCAAAGAAAACGGCUUCCCCUAAAAAGAAUUUAGUUUUAACGCCAACGAGAAGAAGUAGUAGAAUCAAGAAAGUGGCUGCUGAAGAUGAUUACAUAGAAGAUGUAACACCAUCUGACGAUGAUGAGGUAGAAGAUGUUACACCUCCUAAGGAUAAUGAAGUACAAGAUGUAACACCUGCUCAGGAUGAUGAAGUAGAAGAUGUAACACCCGAAGAUAAGGAUGAUCAGGCUGAGAAGUCAAUGUCUGAAGAAGAUACAGACGAUGAAGAGGAUGUCAAUGGGAAAGAGGAUGUCAAUGGGAAAGAGGAUGAAGAAGAUGGAGAUCUCAAUGGGAAAGAGAAUGAAGAAGAAUCGGCCAAUAUGGAAGAUGAUGGAGUUCUUAAUGAGAAAGGGAACGAAGAGGAAGCUUGCGAAGAAGAAGCUCGCGAUAUGGAAGAAGAUGGCACUACGCAAGAUGAUGAGAUUCCUAGUACUGAAGGAGUUAAGCUAGCAGGGGAGGAAGUUUCAAAAAAAAAUAAAAGAGGACCUACAAAGUUGCGUAGAGUGGCUGAAAAUCCCAAUGAUAAGAUUAUGGUCACAUUCAAUGACAUUGGUGAGCAUGUUGGACCUGGUUCAGUAACCCUAUCGUCGGUUCUUGGUCCUCUUGUGAGGGAACAUGUUCCGGUUACACUUGCCGAUUGGAGAAAACUUGAUGCAGCGACUAAAGCAACAAUGUGGGAAGAAAUUCAGGGGAGGUUUAACUUGCAAGAAGAGUGGCAGAAAGCUGUUAUUUUCAAGCAGCUGGGAAAUGUGUGGAGGGCUGGGAAGUCAAGGCUGGUGUCACAAGUACGUGUGGCGAAGACUGCAGCUGAGAGAAUAGCUUUAAAACCGAGCAACAUCCCAUCCCUUCAACUGUGGAACACUUGGGUUAAGAGUAAGACUACCAAAUCUUUCACAGAAACGAGUAACAAGUACAGAGCGAUGAGAAGAAAUCAGAUUCCUCACACCACCAGCCGCAAAGGAAUGCUUCGUUUAGCUGAUGAUAUGGUAAAAGAGUAGUCAAACAUCUACAUAUUGUAGAUCAGCUUGUUAGAUUAAAAUGGUAGUGAGAUAUGUUUGUUUUCAUAUAGAAAAAAAGAGUAAAGACCCAAGUAAGGUGAGUAGAUCCAAGGUUUGGAUUGCGGGACACACUCAUGCUGAUGGCAGACCUGUGAAGCCCCAGUUUGCUGAGACUAUUGUAAGCAUUAUGGAAGUUGUAUAUUGUGUAUAGUUAAUAGACUAUGGCAAUGAAUGAUUUUGUGUUUAAAUGAUUGUAUCAGGAACAAAUACAGUCACUUGACAGUCGGAUGGACUCCACAUCAGCUGCUGAUAACAUAAGGGAAGAUGCUGUGAGCAAGGUUUUGGGAAAAGACAAACCUGGACGAGUAAGGGGCUUUGGUAGAGGGAUUACAGCUAAUAAGCUAGCAUAUCUGCAAUUUAGAGACGCUAAGAUUGCAGAAAUGAAAAGUGAGAUUGAAGAGUUAAAGGGGAUGGUGCGAGAAUUAGCUGAGAAGAAGGUAAUCCUUUUCAUUACCUUUGGUCAAUUAGUUUUAAGACAUUUACGAUUUCCGUUGCCUUUUCUCAGAAAAGUAAUGUUGAUGCUGAAACAUCUGAGAGUAGUGGUGGAUUCAAAGAAGGAGUCAGAGUACAAAUACUGGAUUGGAUUGAAUCAGAGGAUGUUGUUGUUGGUGAAGGAGAAUUCUGCUCUGCUGAACCGAAGUACAAAAUUGGUCGUAUACCAAUUGGUCCUAAUGCAGUGGCUAUCGUAGUUAAGUAUGCACUAAGCGCAUCAGCUUCACUCUGGAGGCCUACUACGGAUGUGUUAACUCUUGAUGAAGCUGUGGGAUACAAGAUAUCUUGGCCAAUGGAUAAAGUGAUUUUGGAUAAGGAUCCAAACUGUUCUGAAGAUUUAUCUAUGGUAAAUUUUCAAAUCUUGUUUUCUUCUUACAACAAUUGAGUCAUCUCUAAUCAUUACUAAAAUUUCUAAUUUCAAAUAAGGAAGGUGAAUAUCGAAGAUGCAAGAUAUAUGAUUGGACCAAUGAUGAGGACGAGGUCAUUGCUGAAGGUCUCGUGUGCUCUUCAAAAUCCAAAGACAUGGUUAACAACAUACCUCUGGGUCCCAAUGCUGUUAGUGUCGAAGUAGUGAAGGUGUUCAAUGAUCAAGCAUAUUUGUGGAGGCCAACCGCUGAUAUGUUCUUGAUUGGUGAUGCACUUAGCGAGAAAAUAGCAUGGCCAGUCCUAAAGGUUGAAGUCAUGCCUACACCUGCUACAGAAGUAACACCAACUAAAUGUGCAGGGAAGAAAAUAGCAUCACCUUCGAAGCCAGCCAAGAAAAAAGCAGUGGUAUGUAAUUGACAUGAAGUUAAAUUUUUUUAUUUGCCUGAUGAUUGAUGUUGCGUCCUUGAUUGAUGUUGGAACUUGCUUCUGUCAUCUUGUUUGAGUUGUAGAGUCCAGGCAGCACUAGUUCGACCAGAAGUCCGAAGCAGAAGUGCACUCUCUUGGAUUGCAACAACUCUGGACGUAAGGUAGCUGAAGGAAGGGUAGCUUCAACGGAUCCGAAUGAGUUGUGCCACUUUGUACCCCUAGGUCCAAAUGCAAGCAAGGUGUGGAUUGAUGUGGCUAAGAUCGGUGAUGCAAAAGUCUGGAGGCCAAAUUCAGAGAUUGAAUACAUAUCUGAUGCAAUGGGUUCGGUUGUGGCAUGGCCAAAUGACAAAAUCAAGUUUGUCUAAAAUUGUCGUCUGAAACAUUUUUCAAGUUGGUUCUCAUCGGCUAUGUAUUUCUAGUGUGUGAUCGAAUGUUUAGGUACUUUUUUACUCGGUUGAAAUCAUGUAUGAUAUUAUGUAACAGUUAGCAGACAAAAAAACAAAAAUUAUGUGUUAUAUUAUGAUAUAAGGUUAUGUGUGAAAAUGUUUAGCUUGUUAACCCCUAUACCCUUAAGUGCAUAAUUUUACAUUAAACCAUAAGCUUUAAAAAUUAAAUCCACAGACGGGAAGACCAAAAAUUAAAAUCCUAUACCCUAAAGUGAAAUCCCUAAACCCUAAAGUACAAACCUAUACCCUAUACCCUAAUUGUACUUGAUUUCACAAUUUUGUUCAUUCUUAAAAGGAUAUUGUAAUCUUAAUUUCACAAAACUGAUUAGUUAUAAAUUUUAUAAACACUCAUUUGUUCAAACCCUAUACCCUAAAGCCUUUGUACAUACAAAUAAGUAGUAGUGUUUAUGAACAUAUGAGCUAGAUUGAUCAAUCUUAUAAAAGCUCACAUAAAAAAUUUAUAUUCAUACAAUUUUUUUUUUGUAAAAUUGGAAAACUGAAUAUUUGAUUUUUAAGAUUUAAUUUAAUUUUUUUUUGCUUCAAAAUCAUAUUUAUAUAUUAAUUUCCAGAUUUCAAACGAAAUUAAUACCUUGAGCCAAUAAGGAGUAACCUCCAAGAUUGCAGACGUGGCAAACCAUAUGCCGAUGGAUGUGUCUUCCCAACUUCAAUCUUAGCCAUUCUUUUUAUUUUUUGAGCCAAUGAGGAGCAACUACUAAGAUUGCACUCGGAUUAAUCAUAGACCGUCCGAUUUCUCUCCAAAUCUUUGAUCACAACCGUUCAUUUUUUUCUGUCUCUGUUUGCACUCGGAAAAUUUCAGAACACAACAUCUCUCUUUCUGUCGAAACUCCUUUCUGUCUCGCGAUCUAAAAUCAAAAAAACCCUAAAGAAAGCACAUGUAUCUCUCGAGCUAAAAUCAAACCAGCUGUUCCUGUAUUCUCCGAUUGAAAGUAAGCAAAUGGAUAAGUCGUGGAUUUGGCUUCCAAGGUAUAACCUAAAAUCCCUCGAUCUCAUUUCUACUCGCCGAUUGAAAUAAAGCUAACUUCUUUUGUCUGAUUCUUGUAGGAAUAGCCACGAGUAUUCAGAAGGAGCAACUAAUUUUGUGAAUUCGUCCGCAAAAAGAUUGGGAAGUCUGUCUGAAAUGCUAUGCCCUUGUAGAGACUGCCGCAAUCUGAGCCAUCAGUCACUGGAUAAAAUUGUGGAGCAUUUGGUGAUUAGGGGUAUGGAUAAGAAGUAUAAGAGUUCUCGUUGGAGUAUUCAUGGAGAAAAAAGAGAUUCUGCAGAAGACAGUGUUCUUCAAUAUGAAACAGAGGCGUUUGAUUUGUUUAAGACAAUAUUCUCCAUGGACGAAGGUGGUCCAAACCCGACAACUGACAACGAAGACGAUGAAGCACCAGAGGAAAUUGAGUUUAAGAAAAAGCUCAGAGACGCUCAAACGCCAUUAUACUCGGAUUGUCUCAAGCACACAAAGGUUUCAGCUAUCAUGGGACUUUACAGAUUCAAGGUUAAAAGUGGUGUGUCGGAGAACUACUUUGAUCAGCUGUUGGUUUUACUUGAGGAUUUGCUACCUGAAGACAAUGUUCUUCCCAAGAGUUUAGCUGCAAUCAAAAAAUUUCUGAAGAUCUUUGGGUUCGGCUACGACAGUAUUCAUGCUUGCAAGAAUGAUUGCAUAUUGUAUAGGAAGGAGUAUGAGAACCUAGAAAGCUGUCCAAGAUGCAAAGUUUCAAGAUGGGAAAUGGAUAAGCACAGUAAUGAGUUAAAGGUGGGGAUUCCGGCAAAGGUCCUUAGAUAUUUUCCAAUCAAGGACAGGUUUAGGAGGAUGUUUAGAUCACAAAGGAUGGCUGAAGAUCUGCGUUGGCACUAUACCAAUGCCACUGAAGAUGGUACAAUGCGGCACCCUGUUGAUUCUAUCUCUUGGGCACAAGUGAAUGCUAAAUGGCCAGACUUUGCUGCUGAUCCACGGAAUCUUCGACUUGGGAUUUCUACAGAUGGGAUGAACCCUUUCUCCAUGCAAAGCACCAAUCACAGCACAUGGCCAGUGUUGUUAGUGAACUAUAACACGCCUCCAACCAUGUGUAUGAAGGCUGAGAAUAUAAUGCUGACUUUGUUGAUCCCUGGUCCUACUGCUCCUGGUAACAACAUUGAUGUUUACCUAGCACCACUGAUAGACGAUCUAAAGGAUUUGUGGGCUGAGGGUAUUGAAGUGUAUGACUCAUUUGCGAAGGAGAACUUUAAUCUCAGAGCCUUGCUGCUUUGGAGUAUCAGUGACUAUCCAGCCUUAGGAACACUGUCUGGAUGUAAAGUAAAGGGGAAACAAGCCUGCAAUGUAUGUGGAAAGGAUACACCUGCAAGGUGGCUUAAGUUUAGCCGCAAGUUUGUCUACAUGAGUAACAGAAGGAGACUACCGCCUGGCCAUCGUUACAGAUAUAAAAAAGCUUGGUUUGACAACACUGUGGAGGAAGGGAAUGCUAAUAGGAUACAAACAGGCGCUGAGAUAUAUGAGACACUACAAGCUUUUACGAAUGAUUUUGGUAGACCUCUAGAGAAGGAAAAAAAAAGGAAAAGACUAGAGUUGGAAGAUGAUGAGAAGUUACAAGAAGAAGAGUGUGAAGAAUCAAAUGAACUAUGGCGGUGGAAGAAGAGAUCAAUAUUCUUUGAUCUACCUUACUGGAAGGUAAACUAUAGUAACUGACCUAUAUUAUCUGAUUACUGGAAGAAGAGAUCAAUAUGUCUAACAGUUUCUUGUUUAAUGUGUUAGGAGUUGCCUGUUCGUCACAAUAUUGAUGUUAUGCACGUAGAAAAGAAUGUGUUCGAUGCUAUAUUGUCUCUGUUGAUGCAAAGUGCGAAGUCAAAAGAUGGGUUGAAAGCAAGAAAAGACUUAGAAGAUAUUGGAAUCAGAAAGCACUUGCACACAGAGGUGAGGGGAAAGAAAACAUACUUACCUCCUGCUGCCUACUGGUUAUCGAAGAGAGAGAAGACCAUUUUCUGCCAAAGGUUAGCUAAGUUUAGAGGCCCUGAUGGUUAUUGUGGUAAUAUUGCGAAUAGUGUUUCAGUUAACCCUCCAAAUAUUGGUAGUUUAAAGUCGCAUGAUCAUCAUGUCUUAGUACAAAACUUGUUACCAGCUGCAUUAAGAGGGUUGUUACAUAGGGGUCCUAGGAUAGCCAUAAAUAUAUUAUGCAGUUACUUCAACAGGUUGUGUCAGCGCAUACCCAGAGAAACUUAUAUCCAUGGAGACAGAGUUUGUGGAGACAAUGUGUCAGCUUGAGCGCUUCUUCCCUCCAGCCCUUUUUGAUAUCAUGUUUCACCUUCCACUACAUUUAUCAAGAGAGGCACGGUUGGGAGGACCAGUUCACUUCCGAUGGAUGUAUCCCUUCGAAAGGUUUGAUCAACAUCUCUCUUCAAUAUAUCCACUUCCCACAAUGAUGUUUGACUAAUAUUCAUAUUUCCUGAGUUAUAGGUACAUGAAAACACUAAAGGCUUUUGUUAAGAAUUAUGCAAGGCCAGAAGCAUGUAUGGCUGAGGCGUAUUUAGCUGGAGAAUGUGUUGCAUUUUGUUUAGAGUUCCUUAAAGAAUCAGUACCAGUUCAAGAAGCAGUUAAUCGUAAUGAAGAUGUUGAGGCUGAUAGAAUGGUGGUUGAAGGCCGACCUCUGCAGAAGGGUAUAGAGGUUACCCUGUCAGAUAAAGAUAGAGACAUUGCACAUCGAUAUGUGCUAAUGAACAUGGCAUCUUUGGAUCCCUUUCUUGAGUAAGUAAUUCUCUAUGUUUCUUCUACUUGUUUUACUCAUAAUUUCAUUUUCAUAUACUGUUGUUUAAUUUAAAAUCAGGAUGCAUUUGGAAGAGUUGCAAGCUAAGGAUGCUCGAUUGGCUAAAAAUGAAACUUUGUUAUGGAAAAACCAUACUGAACACUUUACAGAAUGGCUUAAAAAUAAGGUUACAAACUCCAAAUUCUUUUCUUGAUUAUUAUUGUAAAUACUGGUUAGCUUGUUUGGUGAUGACUAGUUAGCUUGUAUCAUGAUGCCUGGUUUGUAUCUUGAAGAACAUGUCCAUAUUUUAGCGAAUUGAUGUCUGAGUAGCUUAUAGCUUGAUGAAACUGUCUGGAUUUUUAGUAUUUUUAUGACUGGUUAGCUUGUAGAUUGAUGAUUGGUUUCGUGGUACAUAUUAUCAUGUUUUGAUUAUAAUUUAAGUACCUCGGCUUGAUGAUAAUCCUCUGAUUUCCUGCGGCAGAUUCAUUUAGACUCAAAAGAUAGUCAUUCUAAGGAGAUAAGGUGGUUGGCAUUUGGACCAAGAAAUGUUGCUUUAGCACAUAAAGGAUUCAUCAUCAAUGGCCAACGGUUUCAUACUGAUGCGGUCAAGCUGAAGACACAAAACAGUGGAGUAACUUAUGAAGCCUUUAGCAUGUGUAGAUCAAGUGCAAGAGAUAUGAGACAGGUCGCGGAUAUGAUUACAUACUAUGGAGUGAUAAAGGAGAUUUUGGUCAUCGACUAUCACAUGUUCAAAGUGCCACUCUUUAGAUGCAACUGGGCAAACACAGCGAAUGGUGUGAAGGAAGAAGAUGGCUUCACUCUUGUUAACCUUCAUAUGAACCAAGCAGCCUAUUUGAAAGAUCCAUUCAUUCUACCUUCUCAAGCGAAACAGGUUUUCUACUCUAGGGAGGAUGAUGCUUCAAAUUGGUAUGUUGUUAUGAGAGCACCACCUAGAGGUUAUCAUGAGUUGGAAACAGAAGAGGAUUUAGGUGGUGCUCCUUUACCUGUCCAAGAAGUUGAUGAUAUGGGUGAUGAUAUGGAUGAUGAUAGUGUAUAUGUUAGGGAUGAUUGUGAAGGUUUAUUAGUGGUAGAUUGAUGAUAUGUUGUAUGCUUGUGUGAUGGUUUGUAUGAAUGUGAUAAUGUUGUGUUAUGGGAUUUGAAUAAUUAUAUUGAUUUUUGGAAUUUUAAUAA